CCUUGUUCCACCAAGACCCAAAGAGUACCAUCUUCUUUCAAUGAAGCUUGCAGCACAAGGCACUUGCUGAGAGGGUCUGYUUCAGACUCCAAAACACUUCUCAGGAAAAGCAGCAACACAUUGCAAGGCUUGAGGAUUUCCAGUUCAUCAGUGGCAGGUCAAGAAGGAGCACCUCUUCUAAUGCUAUGAAAGGAAACCUCUAAGSCCUACCUCUGUACCAUUAACUAUUGUCCUCUACAAGACCUGSAAAGCAUGAAGGCUGUAGCUCUCUUCAUUUAUCUUGUAGGACCAGCUCUUGCUAUUCCAACCCAUCCUGUAAACCACAAGCUCAGAACUCACAGACAGAAAACUCCAGAAAAGAGUGAAUAUAUCCAUCCUGAAGCCUCAAAGGAAGAGAACACAGGAUAUGUAGAUAAGGGUGAUUUGCUGCCCAGUCACAGAAACUUAAAACCAGAGGUAUCAGUACCARGCACUGAAUACAGGGAUGAGCCUCAGACCAUCAGGAAACAAGGAAGAACUGGCAGUGAGCAUCAAGUGAAAAACGGCCUGAAAAGCAUCGAUUUCCUUGCACUGCACAAUAAACUAGGUUUGGCUUCUGAUAACCAGGACAGUGACUCUGGGAGCAGCGGCAGAGGACAGUCCAGCUCCGAGCAUGAGCAGCUCAGGAAGCGUGAGAAACAUGGGAACACGGCAAACCGACACCUUCCAGGCCACCCAGAACACCCAGCGGGCACUUUCAGCCAUGAUCGUGAGCAUAACAUGUGGAAAUACAACAAAAAUGCUGUUGGCCUGUCUGAAAAAAACAGUGAAAGCRAUGAAGAGGAAAGUAUGGAAGAAGAGGAUGAGGAAUGGGGUGAAGAAACUGAUUACAGAGACAAAAAGCACAAAGSCCACCGGAAACGUCAAGGUGACCGAUACAAAAGACAGCAGCAUGAGAGCAGCAUGCAAUUGGAUGAACUCCUGAGAGAUUCCCUGAGAGAUUCCAGCCAACCAACCCGGAAAACCAAGAGACAUGGAGAGAAAUUUGACCUAGAAGGAGAAGAGAGUGAGAACAGCCAGAAGAAGACCUAUAAGGAAGAAAUCCCCUCCUCCCAAAAAUCCCAUAAUGAAUACCAGGAUGGCAAACAGCAAAGUCAAGAGAGACAAGAUGAUAUUCAAGUGAACUAUGAGAGUGAUCAUGACACAGUGGUGAAAAUACAAGAUGGGGAAGACAGCAAUGAUGAUGAUGAUGGUCAYGACAGUGGUGACAUUGAUGGUGAAGAGUAUCUCAGCAAUACCUGGAAAGAAGCAGCCUUUGAGGAAGAGGAAAGAAUCCAGAGUAAUGACCAGGAGAGCACCAGUACUGAGCAUGAAGGGGAAGGAACCACUGAAGGUGGCACUGAAGCUCAUGGAGAGACUGAGGAUUACCAAAUUGUCAAGAUUAAAGACCUUGCUCACUCUGAAGAUGAUUAUGAUAAUGAACCACCUAAUUCUGAAAACAAGCAACAACUGAAAAUGAGCAGCUCUGCUCAGAGMAUUAAUCCAAUGGAAAGUGAAGAUAAGGUCAAGACUACAGGCAGUUCCCAUGGUGAGAUGGAAAGUGCCAGCAACAGGAAUGAGAAGGUUCUCCUUGGAUUGCCAARCCCAUGUCGGAACUUCCACUGCAAAAGAGGCAAAGUCUGUCAUGCAGACAAACAAGGGAAACCCUUCUGCAUUUGCCAAGAUCCUGCUGCAUGCCCUCCCACCAAAGACUAYGAGCAUGUUUGUGGUACAGAUAACAAAACCUAUGAAGGCACAUGUCAGCUCUUUGGCACCAAAUGUCAACUGGAAGGGACRAAAAUGGGACGCCAGCUGCACCUAGACUACAUGGGCUCCUGCAAAUACAUCCCCCCCUGUACUGAUUAUGAAGUGGAUCAGUUUCCCCUCCGGAUGCGAGACUGGCUUAAGAACAUCCUUGUUCAAUAUUAUGAACGUGACCUSAACACUUCUGGAAUUCUAACUGAAAAGCAAAGGAAUAAGGUCAAAAAGAUCUACCAGAAUGACAAACGCCUUGUGGCUGGUGACCACCCGGUCGAGCUGCUCCUGCAYGACUUUGAGAAAAACUACCACAUGUAUGUGUAUCCUGUGCACUGGCAGUUUCACCAGCUUGAUCAGCACCCUGUUGAUAGAUUAUUAACACACUCKGAGCUCGCACCUUUGAGAGCCUCCCUGGUUCCCAUGGAACACUGCAUAACCCGUUUCUUCCAAGAGUGUGAUGGAGACCAGGACAAACUCAUUGCUUUGAAGGAAUGGUGCCACUGCUUUGGGAUUAAGGAAGGUAAACUUAAAAGAACAAGCAGACGUGCCUGA
Messenger RNA from Malurus melanocephalus (red-backed fairy wren), 2328 nucleotides. RefSeq names its product SPARC-like protein 1. Bases 253 to 2328 code for a protein of 691 amino acids. Gene Ontology annotation, molecular function: calcium ion binding; collagen binding; extracellular matrix binding. The transcript is spliced from 10 exons. Gene Ontology annotation, biological process: anatomical structure development. Lineage: Eukaryota; Metazoa; Chordata; Aves; Passeriformes; Maluridae. The record is from RefSeq and is a predicted model, not a curated record.